Molecule: messenger RNA, 5038 nt
Organism: Anguilla anguilla (European eel)
Lineage: Eukaryota; Metazoa; Chordata; Actinopteri; Anguilliformes; Anguillidae
Gene: gpr101
Product: G protein-coupled receptor 101
Exons: 2
Coding region: 560-1870 (436 amino acids)
Biological process (GO): G protein-coupled receptor signaling pathway
Cellular component (GO): membrane
Molecular function (GO): G protein-coupled receptor activity
Source: RefSeq, a predicted model, not a curated record
ACGUGAUGAAACCGGCUACAGACGGUAACUGCCCACACAGCGCAGGUGUCGCCCAGUUAGGACACCCACCGAUGUUCUGCACAUGUAAGAGUGAACGAAAAAUUCCAGUGAUGCUUAUAUAAUAUAACGUUUACUCCGGCAAAUCCGAUGGCAAAGACUGGCAGCAGCUAUGCACGUCUAAAUGGGAGAUCUUCACUGAGCGAUGACACGGAGCGUAUGCUGCCUGCGCGUGAGGAUCUGCCAUUGAUUAUCCAGCGGUGACUAAAAUGGGAGCGCAUCGCGGGGACCAGAGCGGAGCGCAGUCAAUGGGAGGCUGAGGAGAGACCGGCUAGCUACCGAGAGCGGAGCGCCAACGGCCAAGACACCGCAGCCCACUGUGUUAUUCGUUAAAAAAAAUAAGGAAGGAUGCUGUAUUUUCGAUUGUCAGCUAAAGGCUGGAAAUAGUCGGACUGGUAGUGAACAAUCUGCAAAAGCGUUGUGGAAGAAAAGCCGAACAGCCUAAACCACUCCGCCCCCCACCCCCCGCCCAUGUUACUUUCCCCACCUCAUUACCCACAGCAUGCCCACCUCCCUGGCCCCUGCUGUGGGCAUUAACUACAGUGGCGUGCCCUGGGACCCAGGCUCCACUGAGCACUACCCCUCGUCCAUCGCUAACAGCGUGGUGAAGAUGGCCCUGAUCUCGGUCAUCGUCUGCACCUCGCUGUUCGGCAACGUGGUGGUGCUGCUGGUGUUCCACCGCAAGCCGCACCUGCUCCACGUGGCCAACCGCUUCGUGCUCAACCUCCUGCUGGCCGACCUGCUGCAGACCGUGCUGGUGAUGCCCUUCGCCAUCGCCGCCACCGUUCCCCAGGUCUGGCCCCUGGACGCCCGGCUGUGCCAGGCCCUGGUGGUGCUCAUGCACCUGUUCGCCUUCGCCGGGGUCAACACCAUCAUCGUGGUGUCCGUGGACCGCUACCUGGCGAUCAUCCACCCGCUGUCCUACCCCACCCGCAUGACCCCGCACCUGGGCACCAACCUGAUCGCCUGCACCUGGCUCCUCAGCGUCCUGCAGAGCACGCCGCCGCUCUACGGGUGGGGCGCCAUCGACUUCGACCGCCGGCACAACGCCUGCGCCGUGGUGUGGUCCUCCAGCUCCUCCUACGCCGCCCUGGUGUCGGCCUUCUCCUUCUGGCUGCCCGUGGGCGUCAUGCUGGCCUGCUAUUGGAUGGUGUUCCGCGCCGCCCGGAGGCAGAACGCCCUGGUUCACCCCAUCCAGGCCGGCCACCAGCUGGACUCCCACCCCCCCUGCGCGCCCCCCCACCAGCAGCACCAGCAGCAGCAGCAGCCUCAGCCCCUUCCUGAUGGCUCUCUCAUGGCGGGUUACCCCAGCAGGGUGCGGGCCAGACGCUUCCACUACCACUGCAAGGCGGCCAGGGUGGUGUUCGUCAUCAUGGCCUCCUACAUCCUCAGCAUGGGCCCCUACAGCGUGCUGAGCACCGUGUCGGUCCGUUCGGCCGCCACGGUGCCCCCCUGGCUCUCCUCCCUGGCCCUCAUCCUCUUCUUCUUCCAGUGCUGCGUCCACCCCUACAUCUACGGCUACAUGCACCGCAGCGUGCGCAAGGAGUUCCUGACGCUCCUCUGCGGGCCCCUCUGCCGGCGCGGCCAGCCGCCCCGGAGCUCGGCGGUCGACAGCUGCUUCACCGUGACGGACGGGCGCUCGGGCCACCCGCACCCGCCGGGCGCCGCGGCCACAAGGGUCCACCCCCUGCAGACCUGGGAGGAGGGCACCACCUCCUCCUCCCCCACGGAGAGGAGGUCCCGGGACAGCCGCAAGGAGACCGCCUCCAUCAGCCUCAGCUCGGAGAAGGAGCUCGUCGUCUACGGGAAGUGACCGUUGCCCUCGGGAGGUUCCAGUUUCACUGGCUUUGUGGUGGACCAGGAACUCUUCUGUUUUGCAAAAGGGUAAAACUCAGUCAGGAAGAGGAGUUAGACCUGUCUGGCUAGCCUUGUGUGACAAGUUUCACCCCGCUCUGCUCCAAGCCUGGAUGACAGCACUGAAUUUCAGUGUGAAAGGUUUGUUUCCAAUCUCAUCAACUCUGUGAAGGUGGCUCUAAGAUGAGAGUGGAGAUUCAACACCAGUGGUUGAAACAUAAGCUUAUGAGUUAAGAAGAAGUGUAUCAAACACACCAAAGCUCUGCAAAAAAAACCACCCUCUGAGAAUCUGACCAAUUUCCCUGGUGUGCCCAUCACUCCAACAGUAAGUGCUGUCCUCAGACGGUAAGGUGAGGGUGUCUGGAGACCUUUUAGAGAUGUGAUCAUCUGGCUUCUGACAUUAAAGUCUGGAAAGUUAGGACAGUCGGAGAGCAGUUGUAGGCUGCAGAGCUCUUAGCCCUUUCCGAUCAGAGGCCAUAUAUUGCCUACAGGCAAGCGGGGAAUAUGAGCUCCAGUCCAGACAACUUCACUGAGAAAUGACUGGCAUUUGGCCUUUCCUUAGAGCAUUACGUGGGUUAUAAUGUAUGAUUUGCCUGCAAAAAAAUUCAAAGUUCUAUGUGGUAAAAGCGCACAAUUUAUUUUCCUGUUUUUUCAUAUAACGGGAAAGAUGAAUGCUGGCGUGUUUUGUACAUUUUUGGUAAGCCUAUGCACAUACUGAAUAGAAUUAAUGUCAUGUUGAUCCUUCCCAAUUGGUAAAAAUAAAAAUAACAGAAAUCAUGUAGGUGUUACGUUCCAUGGGAAUCAGAUCAUUGUCACAUCAGAUGAAUAAGUAUUUCCCCAGUUUACACAACACCAUUGUUACAGAGGGCAGUCAGACUGUCAGCUCAUAUUUCAUACUAUAAUUUUAAUAUCAUUGCAAAUGCAAUUGAAGUGCAAAAACAGAGCUUGCACAAUAGUAUUCCAAAACAAAAAGAUGCUCUGCAUGGCAAAGCUUAAAGGAAAAAUAAUAAUGAAACACAGCAGUCAAGCAUCAAUAGACACAGAGAGAACAAUUCCCACUUAAGAGUGAUUGGUACAUCAAACCAUACACUUUCCCUGGGUUGAAUUUUUCAAACAAAAGUACAGUGAGUACCCAUUAGACCUGAGUUGCAAAGGAAAACAGAAACAGCUUUAAGCACCAUAGCGGCCCAGUACAGAUUAACCAACUUCUGCAAAAAAAGAUUACAACAGAAAGCCUUCAGAGAUGUUGGUGUUUAUUUUGAAUGGAUAGAUUAAUAAGAACCCCCGCUCCCAAGUUUCUCCCAUAUUGAUGGAGGGAAAGACAAUAUAUUGGGUGAAAUGUGGUCAUAAAUUACUCAAAAUACCAUCCAAAGACUAAAUGACAAUGAUAAUAAUUUUAUUCAUGUUGAGACAAAUUGACUAAUGUUGCUGGAUCUAUGCUGUCCAGGAUUGUAGGCAGAUCUACAAUAUGUUCCACAGUGUGAUGCACUAUGGGAUUGUACAAUUUCCAGGAUCCAGCCCCUUCGCAUGUUCCGUUUUCUUUGUGAGCUGUGAAUCCAGAAUCGAGCCGUACUGGUUGUGACCUGGGUUAAGUGAGCGCCCCUCCUUCCAGGUAGAAUCGUUUAAUAUUUCAGUCCAUUCAUAGCCUCAGGAUUUAUGCUGUGCCCAAGGGCCACACUUGAAAAUUCUUCAGUGCCAAACCAACUCCUGACUGUACUGUACCUAUUUCAAAGUGCCUCCUGAAUGAGGUGUACAGUAUCUGUCUUUGACCUUAAUACCAGCUGAAGCCCCAGGACACUGCCAAAAUUUAUAGACGCCCCCCCCCCCCCCCCCUUGCCCCUUAGUUUUGGGGGGAAGUGGGUAUAAUUAAAUAAUACAUCUGUGGCAUAUUUGCCCACUUUCCGCAGGUUCACAAAAGAGCACAAAAAUUCCCUCUGCUGCACUUUACUCUUCUCUGAGUGUGCUUUGAAAGCACUGGAUGAGCAACCCUCUCAUCCUAAUUUCAACACAGUACAAGAGGAGGCACAGCACAUUCUGUAUUCUGAGACCUAACAAACCUAUUUGGAAGCGUGGUCGGCAGUUUUUACACAUAUUAAUGGGGGGGGGGGGGCGGCGAUUUUAAAAAUCACUGAAAAAUGAGUGUGUCACUCUUAAUAUUACCGUCUUUUGUGUAGUAUACUGGUCAGGGGUGCCAUGUUUAACAUUUCAGUUUGGGUGUCUGUCAAUGACAUAAUAAUAAUAAUAAUUCUUGAAUGUCAUAACUGAAGCAGAUGUCUUUGUUACCUAGAUACAAUGCUGCACAAAUCCACUGAUUUUGAUGGCCAAUUGCAUGCUUUUUGACUGUUCCGGGAUGGAUCAGUGGACCAGCUCUGUAGAAGUAGUCUACCUAGGGAACAUACAUUACUGUGCAUACAUGUUUUAGUUCCAGAUUAACAGGUCAAUUGUGACAUGAAAGAAGACAGGGAUUAUGGUUCCGGAGUCCCCUCUUUGAAAAAUAAAGAUAUCAAUAAGGUUUUUUUUAAAUUUUGUAUAUAUAAAUAUAUGAAGAAUUACACACAGGUUUGAUGUGGUACUGUAAAGGGUGCCCUUGUGAGAUUCGCUUACUGAAACCUUGUAUUUUAAGACCAUGUUUCCUUGUCAUUUGUUGAGUACACUUUUAGUUUAUAGUAUGUUUGAACAGUGAUGGUCUGCCGUGAAUCUUUUCUUGUCGAAUAGAAAAAUACCUUGUGCGAUUUGUACAUGCGCUGAUUCAAAACUGCGUAUGCUUUGUUCACAAAGGAAUCACAACUGAUCAAACUGAUGAGAAAUGGACGUUCACAUUAAAACACAAGGUUCCAUUUGAAACACUGGACAAACAGGCUUCUUGCAUCUGAACAGUGUAGACAAUCAAAAGAUGAUAAUGGGAAAUGGCCAUUACUGGAUAACCCAUUUAGAACAGUGCUGUGUAUUUUUUAAAUCUGAUUUUAGAAUGUAAGUAAAUAAACUGUAAGUUUAAUUUACUAUAUAAAUAGUUUAUAAUGUAAUUAUCCUUAGAAUGUACUUUUUUUUUCUUUCCUUAAUUUUCAACAUGGUUCAGAGAUGUUUAUGUACAUUUUAUAUAACUGAAUAAACUAUUUGUGAGACCGAA